Molecule: messenger RNA, 1980 nt
Organism: Nematolebias whitei (Rio pearlfish)
Lineage: Eukaryota; Metazoa; Chordata; Actinopteri; Cyprinodontiformes; Rivulidae
Product: protocadherin gamma-C5-like
Exons: 2
Coding region: 250-1980 (576 amino acids)
Biological process (GO): homophilic cell-cell adhesion
Cellular component (GO): plasma membrane
Molecular function (GO): calcium ion binding
Source: RefSeq, a predicted model, not a curated record
UACGUCACUGCUCUGCUGUGCCACGAUUAGAGGGAAUUGCUCUGCCUCGUGCACCAAUGAUAUUCUGAGCUGUACAAAGAGAUCUAGUCUGUCUCAGGGAGCCGCUCUCGUCUGUAGGCGUAACGAUGUUGCGCACAGGAGGAGAGGGAUGCACAUGCAGACACAAAGCAUGACUUUUCUUUUAUCAUUCCGGACCUCGUCUUUGGAUUUUACACAUUUUACAUUUCGCUCAAGAGGUUGGGAAGCAACAUGGAGGUUUCUGGACGUGGAAUAAGGCGGAUCAAAUUGCCGACAUGGCAGGUGUUUCUAUGGUGGCAUCAUUUCUUUCUCCUGUGGAGUACAAUAGAAGCGCAGACCCGCUACAGCAUCCCGGAGGAGCUGAAACGGGGGUCCGUGGUGGGAAAUCUAGCCAAAGAUCUGGGUUUGGUUGUGUCUGAACUGUACCUGAGAAAACUGCGGAUAACCUCUGAAGCUGGUAAGCAGUAUUUUAAUGUGGACUUGGGGAAAGGAGAGCUGGUGGUGACUGAGAGAAUAGACAGAGAGGAGCUGUGUGGACAAAGCCCGUCGUGUCUGUUGCCUUUGGAGCUGGUCAUAGAUAACCCGCUUCAGCUGCACAGGGUGGAGAUUGAGAUCCAGGACACAAACGACCAUUCUCCGAGUUUUAUCACUAAGGAAAAAGUGGUGAAAAUUGCAGAGCUGGUGAACCCAGGCGCACGGUUUCCUUUAGAGAGUGCGCAGGAUCCGGAUGUGGGCGCUAAUUCUGUACGCACGUACCUCAUCAGCAAAAAUGAGCAUUUCAAACUGACGGUGAAAAAUCACAAAGACGGGAGGAAAAUACCCGAACUGGUUCUGGAAAAGGCUCUCGAUCGAGAAAAGCUGCCGGUCCACAACCUCGUCCUCACAGCUGUGGACGGAGGAGACCCGGUGCGUUCAGGAACGUCUGAAAUUACAGUGAUAGUGCUUGAUAAUAACGAUAAUGCGCCGCAGUUUGAAAAACAAAUAUACGAGGCGAAUGUGAGUGAAAGUGCAACACCUGGAACAGAAAUUCUGCAGGUUAAAGCUACAGAUGCAGACGAAGGGCUAAAUGGAGAAGUUGAUUAUGUAUUUGCUGAACAAACUGCAGAUCUGAUUUUAUCCUUAUUUGAUAUUAACCCUUCAACUGGAACUAUCGUUGUGAAAAACCAAUUAGACCACGAGACCACAUCCUUACACAGAUUUGAUGUAACUGCUAAAGAUAAAGGAAAUCCUGAAAUGGAUGGACAUUGUAGUGUGGAAAUCAAAAUAGUUGACAUCAACGACAAUUUGCCUGAAAUAAUAGUUACUUCUUUAACAUCACCUGUUCCUGAAGACUCUACUGUAGGAACUGUUAUUGCAAUAAUCAGUGCAAACGACCAGGAUUCAGGUGAUAAUGGAAAAGUAACAUUAACUGUGUCUCCAAAGUCCCCCUUUAAAUUAAACCCAUCUGCUUCUAAACAUUAUUCUUUAGUAACCAAUGGGCCGCUGGACCGAGAGAAAAACAGUCAGUACAGUGUGAAGAUAAGUGCCACUGAUUCAGGAAAACCUCCAUUAAGGAGUGAAAAAACAAUUGUUGUGGAACUGCUGGAUGUAAAUGACAAUCCUCCAGUUUUCUCCCAACUUUCUUAUGUUGUUCAUGUAAAAGAGAAUGAUCCUCCAGGAAAGAUUUUAUGCUCAGUCUCAGCAGCUGACCCAGACACAGGAGAAAACGCAAAGAUCUCUUACUCCAUCCUGGACUCUAAAGUGCAGGACGUUUCUGUCUCAUCUUAUGUUUACAUGAACUCAGAGAACGGCAGCAUCUACAGCAUGCACUCGUUCGACUAUGAGAAGCUGAAGGUGUUCCAGAUCCAGGUCCAGGCAAAGGACCAGGGCUCUCCGAGUCUCAAUGGUGCAGUGGCAGAGCAGCUGACUUUAAACCCCAAGGUCCUGGGACCUGGUUCCCCAGUCAUUCCAACAUCCAUCUGA